AUGGCCUAUCUAUCGACCGCUUCAUAUACCACGAGCACCAGGGAUCCCGCCCUCAAUCAUGAAGCUCGUACCCUUCUUAACCAACCAAUUCCCACUAUCAUCCCACGACCACCAUCAACGCGGGACCCCUUCUAUGGGCAUGAGCCCAUAUCUCGUCUCUGCGGGCGCUAUAUCACGCACCUGUUCGAAUGCCCAAAAUAUCCGCCAUCGCCGACGACGUCGCGAGUGACACUCCCCCUCUUCAUUGCUUACGCCCUGCACCGAACGAAGCUGGACCCCUCUGUUACAUAUGCGGCCCUCGUCCUGAUAACCCGUCUCAAAUGUCGGUAUUCAUCAUCGCGAGGGAUCUCAGGCCAUCGUUUAUUCCUCGUCGCGUUCAUGCUGGCGGCCAAACAAAUGUGCGAUGACACCUACUCGAAUAAAUCUUGGACUAUAGUGGGUCAAGGCGUCUUCAGCCUGAGCGAGUUGAACCGAAUGGAGAGGGAGAUGUGCGGGAUUGUGAAGUGGCAAUUGAACGUCUGUGAUUCGGUUUUGCGGAAUUUUGAGGUUGCCUUGAAGCGCGAUUUCUUUGAGGGGAAGGCGGGGUAUCCAACAUAUUCGAGCUCUUUGGUGUCGAGGCUUUCCAUUGAACCAGCGAGGGGCAUGUCUUUGCCUGGCCGAUUUUCGAGCUUUCAGAAGGCAUCAGAUGGUAUGCGAAGCCUGGAGGCUUCCAGGGACGCGCCCACGUUGGAGGUUGGGUAUAUGAACGAUCAUGGAUCCGAAUCUUCAAGUGGUUCGCUUUCGUCCUCUCCUGCCUCGUCGGCUUCUCCGGCCACUCCUGUUGGUGACUUGAAUUAUGACGCUAGGAUUGAGGGUGUUGAUUCUUCGCCAUUAUUCGCAUUGGCGGAUAAUUCGUAUGCUUCCGCGAGUCAACCCUUGAAGAAUCAUACUUAUUCAUUUGUGAUUCCGGGCGUAUGGUGA
This is a messenger RNA of Laccaria bicolor S238N-H82, 960 nucleotides long. RefSeq lists its product as uncharacterized. Gene Ontology annotation, molecular function: cyclin-dependent protein serine/threonine kinase regulator activity; protein kinase binding. The transcript has a single exon. The record is from RefSeq and is a predicted model, not a curated record. NCBI's taxonomy places the organism in Eukaryota, Fungi, Basidiomycota, Agaricomycetes, Agaricales, Hydnangiaceae. Gene Ontology annotation, biological process: regulation of cyclin-dependent protein serine/threonine kinase activity. Gene Ontology annotation, cellular component: nucleus; cyclin-dependent protein kinase holoenzyme complex. Bases 1 to 960 code for a protein of 319 amino acids.